Molecule: messenger RNA, 1992 nt
Organism: Stylonychia lemnae
Lineage: Eukaryota; Ciliophora; Spirotrichea; Sporadotrichida; Oxytrichidae
Source: the annotation of a GenBank genome assembly
AUGAGACUUACUCUUGCAAACGCUCUUCUUCUACUAGGCACAAUCUCUGCUUCAUAAAAGAAUAGAAUACAAAAGAUUCUCCAAUUCUUACCACAAACAUAAGAAGUCUAAUAAACAUGUUAAUCAAAUAUCAAUAGAUCCAAGCAGGAUCUUGUAGACUAUAAAACUAUUGUAUAGAGCUCACCUGAUUUUUGGAAUGAUCCAAUGUUUCCUGCUGAUUCUACUUCUAUUCAAUGGAGCGGUGAAUUUUCUGAAAAUUAACUUACUGGUCGCUUGAACACAAAUUGGCAAAGAUUAAACAAUAUAUGCCCAGAGUGCACAAUGUAUGGAAAAAGUGAUUUCUUGAAUGAUAUUGAUUAGAAUGGACUUGGUGAUUGCUAUUUCCUUGCUGGCAUAUCUUCUUUAGCAGAAGUCAACUCAAGAUUUGAAAAAAUAUUUGUAAACCCGAAAGUUAAUUGGGCAGGUCUCUACGCCUUUAAUGUAUAUAUCAGAGGCAUCCCUCAAGUUAUUGUGGUCGAUGAUGCAGUCCCAACUGGCUCUAAGUAUACCAAACCAAUAUUUGCCGGCUUAGGAUUAGAUGGAGCAAUGUGGGGUCCACUUCUAGAAAAGGCAUGGGCUAAAGCAAAUGUCAACUAUGAAAGAAUUGAAGGAGGUCAUGGAUUCUAACCCUUAGAUUUUCUCUCUAGUGCUCCACACCAGGGACUUUCUAUAAAAACAACUAGCAAGGAUGCUGUGUGGGCACGAGUCUCAGAUGCUGAUAGCAAAAACUAUAUUAUGAGUCUUGGAACUCCUUCUUCUCCUGGUGGUGAUCAAGAUACUUGCAAAUACAAUAUUGCAUGUGGUCAUGCAUACUCUUUACUAGGUGUGACGGUACUUGCAAAUGAGGACAGAAGCAUUGAAAUCAAGAUCUUUAAAAUCAGAAAUCCAUGGAGAAAAGAAGGUGAAUUCAGCGGAUCCUUCGCAGAUGGAUCAACUCUGUGGUUUACAAUUGGACCAGAUGGCAAGACCUGGGCUGAAAAAGUAAAUCUUGAGAUUACUAACGAUGGAGUAUUCUAUAUGACUCUCGAUGAAGUAAUGGAAACCUUCUCAGGAAUUGGAGUUUUUGAAUGGAGAGAAGACUUUGUAACUUCUUGGUAUGAUAAAAGAGAUGACUAGAUCUCAAAUAAAACAACACCUUCCAUUUACACUUUCACUCUAACUGAAUCAACUCCAUUGUAAAUAAGGGUUUUGCCAUAUCCUAAAAGGAUGUAUCCAGUAUCUUGCAGAUAAGGUGACGCUGAUUUCAAACUUACUCUUUUGGAUUCUAAGCGUAAAAAACUUAAUUCAAUUUCUUUCGAUGAUUCAGAAUUUCCUUAUAUCAAUUUAGUUGACACUCCAUUAGCAGCUGGUACUUACACUUUGCAAUUAUACGCUGAGUGGGACGAUAACGAUGUAAGAGACUACGGAGUUAUUAUCAAUUCACCAAAAGACAUUGCUAUCAAGGAUAUUAAGGGUGAAAUCAGCAGACCUACUAGUCACGAUUUCAACAGUAAAGAUUUAGAACCAUUAGUAGAUCAAGUACCUAAGCCUUAACUUCCAGAUUAUUCCUAAAUAGGAAGUGUUUAUGAUUUGACUGGGGAUCUUAAAGCCGAUUUGUCAGGAAUAAGAUACUCCUAAUCUCUUCUGAUAAAGAAAAACGAAGAAGGAUCUCUUUAUGGUAAUAAAGUUGUUUAGGUUAAUAAGAGGUGGGAGCUAAUUUAUUUCUAAGGUACAACAUCGAAGGAUUACACUUUCACUGGAAAUGUUAAAAUAACAACAAAACCAGGCUACACCUUCGAAUUUACCCAAGGAAAUGACAAAUGUUCAAUUACUAACAAUUUAACAAGUGGAGAUGAUUCAGUUUAAUGUACAUGCACAAUUACACCAGAAUAAUAUCCUAAGGAAUGCAUGCUUGCUUUCCUUACCAAGCCGUAUGCUGGAUAUAAAGUCUCAACUUGGACAGACCUAGAUUGA